AUGGCUUGGAUUUACUCGACGGCACACCGGUCCUCGACAUCAAGCCUUACGUCCCGUAUUGCGACAGUUUUGCAGGUGCCCGAGCGGGAUGGUUGGAAGACGUCAAGGAGGCCAAUGAGCGCGAUCACCUUGCCUACUGGCCGCCGCCUCCGCCAGCCUGCCAAAAUUUGCUGUUCAUGCUCGUUCUGCAUAUGCCACGCCAGAUUCGCGCCUUUGUUCACAUAA
This is a messenger RNA of Symbiodinium natans, 225 nucleotides long. The record is from the annotation of a GenBank genome assembly. NCBI's taxonomy places the organism in Eukaryota, Dinophyceae, Suessiales, Symbiodiniaceae.